GCGAAAACAGCAGCAACCCCUAGUCGUCCUAUCACGGUAUAAAGAGGACACCGUCACCCACCACUACACCACUGUGUCAGCUCAUCACCACUACUACCGCUACGCCACAAUCCUCCUGCCUACUGCGCUACUCACCUGGCCUAGAGGGAUAGCCUUGCUCCUGUAUAUGACGAUUCGACGGGGGGGAGGUGCCGACCGUGGCAACGGGGGAUGCACGAGGGUCAAGAAGGACAAGAGUGCGAGGGAACGGACGGGAAGAUCUGGCGAGGGGGAUGAACGCAGGCGCGAACGCAGACGCAAUAAGCGGACGAAACGGCGCCGAGCAUUCCGGCAACGCCAGACAACGCGGCACAAUCGAGACGUGAUAAUCGCCGUGGGAUCGGAGAGUAACUGAGAGGGAAAGAUAAAGAGAGAGAACCUUGGACUAUCGUUGCGUCUGACCGCUUGAUACCGUUAGUCCGCAGCAUCCACCGGCGUGAACCGAGGAUGGGAAUCGUGAAGACCGCGUCGGAGAGCAUCCUGGAGGAGACGGUUGUGCCGAGCGAGGAGGCGAAUUAUUCGCUCCAGGGUCACGCCGAGGAAUUGAGCGAGAAUUUUCCCUAUCAGCUACUGAUAGCAGCUGGGGUGGCUCUUAUUGCUCUGGUUCUCCUCGCGGCGGUGAGUUUUCAAUGCUCUUCUACUUGGCGAUGGUUGUUAAACAUGACUCGACAUGAAAAUAUCGAGGAUACCGAGACCGAUCAGACCCAACAGAAUGCGAUUCGAAUCAGCCAUUCUCUUCCGGAUCUACAAUCGGAACCAAUCACUCAUGAAUAUGUCCAAGAGCAGAAAGAAAAUAAAAAGGUGUUGCGUCAAACCACUCUGCCCAUCGUACCAAUGAGACAUCAAAGCUUCCAACGUCAACUAUCGCACCGUCUUGAUUUGCCUAACAUUAAAUUCAGCAUUUGUAGCUUCGAAAAUCGCAGCGACUCUAGCCUUGGUCUUAUCAAGCCGGAAUUAUAUAAAAAAGAGCUCGUGAGACAAGAGAGCGCUGAAAGUUCCAGUACAACAGAAAUGGAAUAUGCCGGAAAACUACAUUUUGCUCUGCGCUAUGACAAGGAAAUUGAAGGACUUGUUGUUAAAGUUCUGGAAACUCGUGAAUUGCCAAUAAAAGAUGUAACAGGCAGCAGUGAUCCGUACAUCAAAGUAUAUCUGUUACCAGAUAGAAAGAAAAAAUUCCAAACGAAAGUACAUCGAAAGAAUUUAAAUCCGAUAUUCAAUGAAACGUUUAUCUUUAGCGUGUCAUAUGAAGAAUUGCGGGAACGUUAUCUACAAUUCUCGGUCUACGACUUUGAUCGCUUUUCACGUCACGAUCUCAUUGGACAAGUAGUCCUUAAAGGACUCUUAGACUGCACCGACCUUGAACAAGAAAUUGAAUAUACGAUGGACAUUCUCUGCGCCUUGCAGGAAAAAGUAGAUCUAGGAGAAUUGAUGCUGUCAUUGUGCUAUCUACCAACGGCUGGUCGAUUGACACUGACUGUAGUCAAAGCCAGGAAUCUUAAAGCGAUGGAUAUAACGGGCAAAUCAGAUCCUUACGUGAAAGUCUAUCUGCUAUGCCAAGGUAAAAGGAUAAAGAAAAAGAAGACAACGGUGAAGAAGAACACUCUUUAUCCCAUCUACAAUGAGGCACUUGUUUUCGAUGUUCCCGCGGACAACAUUGAGGAUGUCAGUCUUAUAGUAAAAGUGAUUGAUUACGACAGGAUUGGUGCGAAUGAAUUGAUGGGAUGCACGGCAAUUGGAUCGAGCUUCAUUGGGAUCGGUCGAGAUCACUGGCUAGAGAUGUUGGAUAAUCCGAGAAAACCGGUAGCGCAAUGGUACCCGCUGAUGGAGACCAUGUCUGGUCAUAUCCCAAAUGUAGAUUCGAACUCACUUCCAGUAAGCUUGAGUUGCUUAAACAGAUGAAGACAAGAGGCGGAAAGCAAACACUGCGGAAGUUCGCAAAUAUUGUCAGACGUCGGCUUGGACAUUGUCUCCUUCUGUCGUCAUUUAAUGCACAUCGCUUGACUGACUUAAGUACAAUCUCUGUUUCAAAGGGCCGGAAGGCGAAUUCUGUGCUUUGCAACCUUACCUCGUGCAGCAGGCAUAAAAUAAUAAACGAUCCAAUGUAGUAGAAAGCUCGAUCACUCGCGAAACAUAGGUUGCUCAAUUCCAACGAUCUGAUGGCGAUCGGGACGGAAACGAGAUCAAUUUGCAUGGCUUUGUCUUUCUAUCGAGUUAAUAUAUGCUCGCGAUAAAGUGCAGGCUGGUCCUGCACCAUUUCAAACACAGGUUGUUGUAUUCACACAAUAUCCCCGUAGAAUUUUCCUGUCAUACAUUACGUGAUGUUGAGCAUGACGAUAGCUUAAAUGUUUUUAGAUUUAAUGCGCGAGAGAUCAGAUAUACAUAAGUUUUUAUAGAAGACAAAUAUAAAAACGAGGAAUAUAAGGCCUUAUACCCUCGAUAAAGGCGAGACCGAAGAAGUAAAGGGCAAGAUUUAGAUGACAGAUCAACAUAUUAGCAGCAGAGUACAAUUGAAUACCGAUAGUAUAUUUCUAAGAUAGUACACAGAUAUCGAACGCGCGCGUUGGAUCUCUACUUGCAUCGUUUAUUAUUUUACGCUCUCGCUACAAUUUCUGCGCAAAUGUUCUAUUAACGUGAUACAUGUUUAGAUAUAAUGCCCGACCACGGGCACUAUUUGUGAUAAUGUAUCUGAACACUGGCGUAUACAUAUACACAAGUAACAUAUAUAACAUGAUUUUGGCAUUAUGUAUAUCAAUAGUCGCUUCGUACACGCAUGUAUGUUUAUAACUGAUGCGACUAUUUGAUUGUGAACUUGAUAAUAAAUAAUAAUAUAUAUUUAGAUCAUAUAAGGAAUUAUAUAUAUAUUGUAGAAGAAAAAAGAGCGGUAACGCGCGCGAUGCACAAAAUAAACAGAAUUUCCUCUUAUAAUUUAAUAUAUUAUAAAUUAUAAUCAUUUAUGUGUGUGUAUGCGUAUGUUUAAAAAUAUAAUCAAAACAAUGCUACAAAGAUUUAAGGUAAAUAAAUUCCAGCGAAAAAUUUAAUUAAUUUCUUUGAGAAAAUUGCGUUUGUGACCAGACAUAUAAAUGUCUUUAAAACAGGAAUAAAUAUGUGAAAGGAUUGUACUUUAAUAUUUUUAAGUGCAUUUAUUUGAUUCAUCGUUUUACAUAGAAUGUAUGUAAAGAAUCUGAUUUGCAAAGAAAUAUGGGCGUUUCUGGAAAAUGACUGAGUAUAGACAAAUUGAAAAAAGUUAAUUUUUUUUAUUAAAACAAAAAACAAAAUAAGGAAUACUCUU
This is a messenger RNA of Nylanderia fulva, 3328 nucleotides long. Its product is annotated as synaptotagmin-10. Gene Ontology annotation, biological process: calcium-ion regulated exocytosis. Gene Ontology annotation, cellular component: exocytic vesicle; plasma membrane. Lineage: Eukaryota; Metazoa; Arthropoda; Insecta; Hymenoptera; Formicidae. Gene Ontology annotation, molecular function: clathrin binding; calcium ion binding; SNARE binding. The record is from RefSeq and is a predicted model, not a curated record.